This is a messenger RNA of Lindgomyces ingoldianus, 687 nucleotides long. RefSeq lists its product as uncharacterized. Bases 1 to 687 code for a protein of 228 amino acids. The transcript has 9 exons. Lineage: Eukaryota; Fungi; Ascomycota; Dothideomycetes; Pleosporales; Lindgomycetaceae. The record is from RefSeq and is a predicted model, not a curated record.
AUGUCGAACCUGGCCCCAAAACCAGUGCAAGCUUUGUCCACAUCUUCCAAGACAAACACUUCACAGCACUCGUUCACCAUGCGGAGAUACCUCGACGAAAGAGAAAGUUCUCAGCCCGCUCUUCGAAUCCCGAACGAACAAGCCGAACGACAGGACCGCAUCAAGAAUGCGCUUGAAAAGUCGUCUUAUCGAGUGUCCGAAACGGGAUCUCGGCAGCAAUAUCUAAAAAAAAUGAUUAACCCAGCAGUCGAAGGUUGUGAUCUAGUUCAAUGCAGGCUUUGGGGAGACUUGAUCCCAUUUGAUGAAGGGAAAGUUAACGCAAUAGGUUAUCGUAACGCGUCCUCCGCAAACCCCAUGGCCUUCCCUGGAGUGGUUAAGCAAAAUUUUGAAAUGCACCGCGAUGAAUAUCCGAAGCUCUUCAGACGAUUUAAGGGCGACAACGACAUAUCCAUGAAAACGUUACGAAUGACUGAAGGUACAGCCCAACUGAGAAUCCGAGAUUGUGAUAGAGGUGGAAGAGGAGGUACACUUUGUAUGAUCGUUAUUGAGCUCGUGGUUCACAUCCAGCGAAUUUUGCCGGCCUCCUCUUUAAUCAUCAUUGCGCAAACUCCAGCAUUCUAUCUGAGGACGAAAGUUAGCGAUGCGGUAUGCAGCUACUGGAUGAACUGCCGUAGCGAUUGGUAUUAG